UCCCAAGGCCAGAAUAUGACGCCAGUGGCUCAUAGCUCCAUUAAAGAGGGCAAAGUGCACCACUUCCCUUCCCCCGCCCAGACCUGGGGACUCCUAUACCCAGCGCCAGGAAGCUCAAACUCUGGCAUCGACUCAGAUCUUCCGUACAGCAUGGCAGCCGCCGAAGACGUCGCCCACGCCAGUGACUGCCGUACAACAUGGCCUCCUACGGAGAGCGCACCACACCUCCUUCCGGCCGGUCGCCGGAAGUUUCCCUUUGAAACCCAGGCGGCGGACGCGGUCGGUGGUACGGCAGUUAUUGCCGAGCAUCUUUUGAACCAGAGCGACGAGGCGUGCGGGCAGGAGCAGCAGGCACCUGGGCCCCAGCCGUGCCGCCUCGUUACGAUGACCAGCGUGGUUAAGACAGUGUACACCCUGCAGCCCUCCGGUGUGCUGAGCAGCGGUCUGCCCGCAGAUGCACAAACUCGAGCCACUUUUAAGAGCCAGUUACCUGUUAAGUCCAAAGAAGUUGAUAUUUCCAGACCUCAUUCAGGAGCUUCAGAGAAUGAUGUUACAAAAAUCAUCAAACCAAGACGAGAGAAUGGGCAGGUGAAGGCUACAGACACCUCCAGGAGGAACCUCAGGAAGAGCUACAAACCAUUGAGUAAACAGAAAUCGGAAGAAGAGCUCAAGGAUAAGAACCAGCUCUUAGAGGCUGUCAACAAGCAGUUGCACCAGAAAUUGAUUGAAACUCAGGGAGAGCUGAAGGACCUGACUCAAAAAGUAGAGCUGCUGGAGAAGUUUCAGGACAACUGUUUGGCAAUUUUAGAAAGCAAAGGCCUCAACCCAGGCAGUGAGACCCUGGCGUCACAGCAAGACUCCACCGCAGAUCACGAGGACUCCAUGCUGCUGUUACAAACUUUGCAAGAUGAACUGAAGCUUUUUAACGAAACAGCCAAAAAGCAGAUGGAGGAGUUACAGGCUUUAAAGGUAAAGUUGAAGAUGAAAGAAGAAGAGAGAGCCCAGUUCCUUGAACAACAGACCUUAUGUAGCAGUCAAGUAAAUGAUUUCACAACAGCCCUUGAGGAAAUGGAGCAGCUAUUAGAAAUAUGAUAAAAGCAGGUGGCCACAUGGCUCUCUCUUGGAGAUAGACUCUCAGAGGAAGCUACCUAGGACAUCUGCUUCUUGGCCAUGAUCUUCUAGGACUCACCAUCCCCAGAAUGAAAACAGUUUCUGCAGUAGGAUUAAAGAUAGUUGAUGUUGGAAUGGCAAUUCCUCCCUUAAGCAAGCAUUUGUUCCCAGCCUUCAGAUUGUCCAGCUCUCCUGAACCUCACAGUUCAUAAUUAGGGCCUACAGGAGAGGAGGCCUGAAAGCUUGGAUCAGCCUCCUAGGAUCAAAAAGCAGCAUAUCAUUAGCAUCAGGAGACUCUAAACCAGCCACAACCAGAGAAGCCAAAAGAUGUGCAGGAAGAAACAGUGAAGCAUACAUGCCCCAUGGGAGACAUCACUGAAGAGUCACGUGGUCCCUUCCUAACUUGGAACACAUUCUGUCCCAUCCUGUCUGGGCUCUGUAACCUCACUGUAAAUUUAUGAACUGAAAGUUACCUGAAGUGGCUUAAUAAGAGGGUGAAGGUAUAGAUAGCAAUAACAGGUAUGAAACAAUACACCUUGGAGCUUUUAAUCUAAAUCAUUUCUGUGUUGUUUUUUUUUUAUAAAGUGUUACUUUAAAUAAAUAUUUCUGUAACUAUUCAGACUGCA
This is a messenger RNA of Bubalus bubalis (water buffalo), 1736 nucleotides long. It is a transcript of the gene KNSTRN, whose product is annotated as kinetochore localized astrin (SPAG5) binding protein. Gene Ontology annotation, biological process: regulation of attachment of spindle microtubules to kinetochore; spindle organization; mitotic sister chromatid segregation. Gene Ontology annotation, cellular component: mitotic spindle; centriolar satellite; microtubule plus-end. NCBI's taxonomy places the organism in Eukaryota, Metazoa, Chordata, Mammalia, Artiodactyla, Bovidae. The record is from RefSeq and is a predicted model, not a curated record. The transcript has 9 exons. The coding region runs from base 16 to 1092 and encodes 358 amino acids.